GUCUCUCUUCUUCACAGCUGUCGUUUCGUUUUUGUGGGAUGGUCGCGAAGCGAAAAUCGCGCCCAUUUGUAACCGGCUUUUGUCCAUAAAGCCUGUAAAUUCAUUCAUUCUUUGUUUAAAGAUUAGCCUUUUAUCACAAUAUUUUUACUACUGAAAGUAUUAACAUGUCGUCAAACGGCGUAACAGAGGACGCCGACAUGGCAGAGUGUGAUGGUGAAAAAGUUGUGACGAUGAUGGACGUUCUUCAGGAACAGCAAGAGUUCGAAGAAGACGCUAACGCGGUCCUCGGAGCAUCGGACGAAAAAAAUUGCACUUUCCUUAAGGGUUACAUUAAAAGACAAGCUCUGUAUGCCUGCCUCACCUGCUGCUCUGAUGCCAAAACUGACCCAACAAAGCGAGCCGGUGUCUGCCUCGCAUGCAGCCUCAACUGCCAUGAAAACCAUGAACUUAUUGAAUUGUAUACAAAACGUAAUUUCCGCUGUGAUUGUGGCAACCCAAAAUUCAAUGGUCAUCCCUGUCAAUACACAACAAACAAGCUGGAUCUAAAUGAAGAUAACUGCUACAAUCAGAACUUCAGUGGUCUCUAUUGCACCUGUCACAGGCCAUACCCUGAUCCUGAGGCUGCUUUUGAAGAUGAAAUGAUACAAUGCAUCAUCUGCGAAGAUUGGCUCCAUGCAGCUCAUCUGGAAGCAACUCUUCCUUCCGAGCAAUAUGCUGAAAUGAUUUGCAAGGAUUGUAUGGAGAAAAAUGAAUUUUUGCAUGAUUACAGUGACAUAGCAGUUAAUAACGAAACUGCAGAAGUAGACAUAACAUCAGUCAGUAAAUCUGAAGCACCUACAGCUGACGAGUCUGCUGAAAAUAAUAUACCAAAAAUUAAUGGAGCACUAGAAUCUACUGAGUUUUCUAAUGAAAAGGAAAAUAAUACAGUGAAUGAUAUUGAGAUGACAGAAAAAGAUAAAAAUAUUGUCGAGUCCACCACAGAUAGUGAAAGUAAAGAGGCUGAAGAUAGUAAAGAAUCUACAGCUUUGGAUGGAAAUGAUGAAAAUAAAAUGGAUAUGCCAGUGCCUGAUGCAGCCAAUAGUAUUAAGGAAGACACAGAAAAAGAUAAUAAAGAAGAGUCUAAUGAAAAGCAAUAUGAACCACAAGAACAAAAGCAAUCUGAAAAUGAUGAUAUAGCAGAGACUGCUCCUAAUGCAUCAGAAAACAAUGAACCAAACAUUGAUAGUAUUACUAAUGACAUUCCUGAAAAGGAUGAUGAAACAAAGAAUGAAGAAAACAUGGAAGAAGCACCUCAGGCAGAAGAAAAAUUGGAAACAAAUUUAGCACAGGAUUCUGAAGAAAAAAGAGAAAGUAAUGAAAAUUCUAUCAUAGAAAGCAUAGAGAAACUUGAAAGUGAACUUGGUAAUGUAGAACAAACAGAUAAGUUUGAUGAGCAAACUCCAUUAAAUGAUAGCACUAAAAAUGAUGAAAAUAAGACUGAAUCUAAGAAUGAAGACAGUAUUACUACUGAUGCAACACCAGAUAAAGUAGAAUCUGAAUUGAAUGUAGAAGAAGCAAGCAAAGAAGACAAUGCUGAGAUUAAAACCAGUGAUGUAGACAUGAAUGAAGAAAAGGAUGCCAAUACUACCACCAAUAAUGACUUAAAGUCAGAAACAACUGAUAAUAUUCAAAAUGGUACUACGGAAAAUGAUGUUUCUCGACUUACUGAUGAGGUAAGCAAUGAAAUUGAUGGCACAACAGACACUACAAAGGACAGUAAAAGAAAGUACUCAACAGAAGAAUCUGAAGAGGUAGCUAUAAAGAAACCUAAAUUAGAAGAAGAGAGCAGCUGUCUGAGACCAAAGGGAGUGAAACGAAUAUUCAAAGGUGCCACAUUCUGGCCAUCGAAUUUCCGCCAAAAGCUUUGCACUUGCGGCGAGUGCAUCUCAAUGUACAAAGAUCUUUCGGUCAUGUUCCUGACUGAUCUGGAAGAUACUGUGACAGAGUAUGAAGCAUUAGGCAAACAGAGGACUGAUGGGUCUGCCUCAUCACAGUAUGAGAGAGGUCUAGAAGCCUUAUCAUCUUUGGACAGAAUCCAGCAAAUAAAUGCUUUGACUGAAUACAAUAAAAUGAGGGACAAACUGUUGGACUUCCUGAAGAGUUUCAAAGACCGAAAGGAAGUAGUGAAAGAAGAGGACAUCAAGGCUUUCUUUGCGGGCAUGAAGCCGAAGCGCGAGCCCGACGGCGUCUACUUCUGCAGAUGAGAUUUUAGUUUAAGAACUACUUUUUUUAUUAUUCAGUUGAUUAUUGCAUUCCUUUGCUUAGUGUUGAAUUUUAAUGUAUGUAGACCUUCUCAUAGAAGUUCAUGACGUUUAACACUGACUAAAUAUAUUCUUUGGUACCUUA
Molecule: messenger RNA, 2385 nt
Organism: Ostrinia nubilalis (European corn borer)
Lineage: Eukaryota; Metazoa; Arthropoda; Insecta; Lepidoptera; Crambidae
Product: putative E3 ubiquitin-protein ligase UBR7
Exons: 2
Coding region: 165-2243 (692 amino acids)
Cellular component (GO): cytoplasm
Molecular function (GO): ubiquitin protein ligase activity; zinc ion binding
Source: RefSeq, a predicted model, not a curated record